GGAUUCGUCGUAUCUGUCAUCCUCUCCCAGUAUCCCUGACGAGAAUAUCAAUUUCAGCUUAGUAUAUGCGCUACAUACCUUUACUGCGACUGUGGAAGGUCAAACGUCCGUGGUCAAAGGCGACGCUCUCAUUCUCAUGGAAGACACAAACCUGUAUUGGUGGCUCGUUGAAGUGUUGAAAACCAGUGAGAUAGGUUAUAUACCGGCUGAAAAUAUCGAGACACCUUAUGAGCGUCUGGCACGACUCAAUAAGCAUCGCAAUGUGGAAAUCACGGCUGUUACGUCCCUGCAGGAAGAUUCGUUACAUUACUUUGCUGCAAGUCAGAAAAAGCAAGGGAAAGUCAAAAAGAAACGACACGAGUGAUGUGGAAGACGAUGAUUUCGAAGACGCUUGUGAGCAAGUGGACGUGACGGAAGAACACGAACGCCAUUCGACAGAAUGGCAAGAAAAACACUUUGAAACGAACGACAGUGCUAAAAUCAUGAUCACGGACGAUCAAAAUGGAGAUCUGGACAUUACGCAGAGCGAGGUCGAUCCCAUCAUGGCCCAUCCCGCCCAUGAGCCACUUGAAGAAAUACGAGUGUUUGCUGGCAAUAUUGGCCAAGAUCCGCUGUUUCACACAUUUCGCAUACCGGCCUCGUGUACCGCCGAGGAAUUGGUGCAACAAGCGGUUGCACGAUUCGACAUCCCGUCGUAUACGGCUGCGGGAGAAGAAGGAACCAUUGAAUAUUAUUUGGCCGUGCAAGGCACCGAUGGAGACGAUUGUAUACUUUCAUCGCAGGAUAAGCCACUGAGCAUUUUCAAGACGUUGACCGACUCAUUGACCACCCCGAUGCCUUCGACAGUUCAUAUUCACCACCUUUCACAGCAAGCAGCCGCACGCUCAGACCAAGGAACGCCCGUGAUCCGACGCGCUCGAUCGAGCAGUUUUGGUAACCACGAACCGACGUUGCAUGACGAAGAUUCGAUGAUUCGCUUCUACUUGCAUCGGCGUAUCAAACGAGCUCACGAGCGGGAGGGGUUGAUCUAUAUCAAAGUGUCUCUCUAUCCUGACGAUGGCUCCACGACGUAUGCCCCUUCAGGAAACGCGAACGCGGGAUCAGCCCAUUCGUUGGACGGAUUCACGACCAACCCCACACCGGCCACUGGAAAGAAGAAGAAAUUGGUAUCAACACACAGUGAUAUUGAUCGCAUUGAUAAGAUUAUCCCUGUACGACAAGAAUCAUGCGUUGGAAUGGUGAUCAAUACAGCAUUGGGGAAGUUUCACGUUCCUGAUGCAGAAGCAUACGGCUACGAGACAACCACUUCCAAUUCACAGUGGGCGAAAUACAGAAUGUCCGUGCGAUGCGGUGGGAAAGAGACUAAUUUGCAUCCCCAUGAUACCAUGGGCACUGUGCUUCAGCAGCAACGGUCUUGCUCUUUGCCAAAUGGACCGGUGACCAGUGAUCUGUUAUUUAUCAUCCGUCGCGUAUAUCAAAUGACUUCGCAAGACGAACAAUCGCAGCGUUCACGACAGGGCAAGAAAAAAAAACAUCAACCCCCAACGUUGAUAGGGGUAGGCAAUAACCACGGUAUUCACCCGCAUUUGUCGUAUAAAGGUCAUCGCGAUCCUUCCGAGCCAUCCGAGCAACAUUUGGGUGCGCCGUUGCCAAACGGAGAUCGGCGACCCAGCAUUAUCGACAUUUUAAUGGUCUCCCCUCAUCCGGAGGAUCAGCGUCCAAGUGUACUGUUCCAUAGCCAUCCACGGGCAGAAGACAGGAGAGUUUCAGCAACCAAUAUGUCUACAGAGCGCAAAUCAUCCCUGAUACAGCCAGGGAGUUUAUCUCCCACUCAGGGACAACAAGCUUUUUCUAGCAGGAAAACUCAAGCUUCAUCUUCAUCCUCUUUGAACGGUGGUCUUUCUCCUCCAUCUUCCAUUGCGCAUCGGUACUCUUCCAUCAAUUCUUCUCUAGACGAUCGUCUCGGCUCCGAUAUCUCCAUUGAUAGUACCAUGGACAAAACAUCCAACCUGUCGGUUUAUUCGCCUACAUCUCCCGGUCCGUUGGACGAGUCGAGAAAGAAGGAUGCGGCUUUGCCGUCUUCGACGCCUUCCUCUUUUCGACAGCAGCUCAAGAAAUUGAUGGGAUGGGGCGCUAAACCCAAAAAGCCCACAAGUUCGCCACUGUUAUCACCGUCGCCGUCUCCAUCACAUCAAAUUCAUCCGCUGCAACCGCAAGCGGGAUCGUCCUUUGUCAGCUCGACCAUCACCGUCAGUACUCGAGGCGUGGAUACACCAGGAACCGAUUACGGUAGUCUUACUUCCACAUCAUGUACUCCGUUACCAGCAGUAGCAAUCAAUUCCCCCUCUACCAACUUGAUCCCGUCUCCGUCCUCACAGCAAGUACGUCAUGGAAGUGUCGGCCAGCUUAUACUCUCGUCCGAGACUCCCGAACUUAGAAGACCCAGUGAUACACGGACCACCAUGUCCGAGUUAGGGCCUCCCACCCGGCGCCUGUCGUCUCUUUCUCGAGCAAUAUCCACUGCAUCCAUCUCCGAUUCUGACUCUGAUACAGACGAUAAUGAAUCAUUAUCAGAUGUUCCACCUGACGCUGCCACCAAUAUUCAGAUAGAUGAAGAUGACGACGAUGAUUCAUUAUCGGACUCUAGCAGUAUGAGAUCAGCUCAUGAGACGAACCCAGUCUCUACUGCUGCAAGUCACCGAAGCAUCCCUCCGUCCACAGCCACUCCCGCAGCGGCACCCGUACAAGCCCCCGCCGUUCCAAUCUCUGGUACAAGUACUGCCAUCAUGCCUUCAGAGCCGGUUUUGUCAGAUAUUCAAGCGCAAUAUGCCAUGUGGAUCGACAGUCAGCAAGGGGUCGAAGAGCCUACCGUUCAUCAUGAUUCCAGCCAGUUCACUGGUCACACAACAUCACCGGCUGCAUUAUCUGUUCCCAAAUUGGAAACUGCUCCAAGUGCUGAGCAUUCACCUAAUGCCGCUCUUGCCAAUGUAUCAAAGACGACCAUCAGCUCCUCUCCUUCUUCUCAUUCCACUGCAUCCAGCUGCGCAUCUGCAGCCACAUCUGCAUCCUCUCCAGCACCUUCUUGUCAUAGUCACCAAACUAGCAAGUCCGUUAAAACGCAAACGCCCUCGGUCACAUCUGUAGCCGUGGUUGCACCUGUAGAUAUAUCCUCCGUUCCGCAUCCACGACAAGAAGCGCCUCAUCCUAUGGCGAGUAAUAACGAAAGCGAAGCUACCGAAUUGGACGAUCUGUUUUUGCUGGUCACUCACGGUGUCGAUUUCCUGCAGCAACGCGAAAAAUCCAAAUGGGAAGAUGACGGUGGCUACCAAUUCCAUCCCUGGAAUCGAACCGAUGGAUCCUUUGCCGUCAAACGUCAACCAAAGAAGGUCCAAGCAAAGCAUACUGCCCCACAACCACCAAGCGAACAAAAUGGUACAGCAUAUACCCCAAUCACUGCCUCAGAAAGUAAUGAAAGCUCAGAAUCAUUGGACAUCACGCAUCUAACACCAUCCACCGAAGGAUCAACGGAGGAACUGCUGUCACCUCCACCGACCCCAUCUCCCCAGCAAGAAAAUACCCAGGAUUCCAAAAAGAAGCCUGGCGUUCACCCAUUGUUGCUCGCCGGUGCAACCAAGCGACAGCCGUACGUACCACAAACGCCUAUUGCUCAACACAAUGAAACAUUGGUGGACGAGGAACUCGAAUUGCAACGUAUCGUAGCCUCUCAUAUUCUGUUUUAAAGCUAUGGGAAUGGCAAUUAGCAAUUACAUCUGUCAAUAUAAAAAAAGUAGGAUAUCAUUUUUACAAAAAACUAUUUUGCAUGCUAAAAGAGGAAAAAAAAGUGCAAGAGAUUGCUGGAAAUAAUAAAUAAAAAAAUAGCGUUAAAUAAACACUGUGAAGUAUGAAAGGAAAGGGAUGUUUGUGGAUGGGUAUUAGUUGGCUUCACGCCUGAUAUGCACCGUGACGGCUCCGUUGGUCUUGGUCUUCCUCAUCAAGAUCGAUUUCAUCCAUUAACGCCCGUUGAUACUCAGCUUCACGUUUUCCGCCCCAUCGUCGUUGAUGUUCCCGCCUGGAUGUAAAGAGAUAAUCUGCCAAAAAUGCACAAGCGACACCACAAGCUCCACCCAACAAAUUGGCAAUGAUAUCAUUCACAUCAAAAGUACGAUACUGC
This is a messenger RNA of Radiomyces spectabilis, 4171 nucleotides long. RefSeq lists its product as uncharacterized. NCBI's taxonomy places the organism in Eukaryota, Fungi, Mucoromycota, Mucoromycetes, Mucorales, Radiomycetaceae. The transcript is spliced from 6 exons. The coding region runs from base 228 to 3740 and encodes 1170 amino acids. The record is from RefSeq and is a predicted model, not a curated record.